AUGGAAACUACAGCCCAGCAGGAAAUCCCCAGGGGAAAGAGAAAAAAUACAUGCAGUGAGUGCGGGAAAACCUUAAGUUGCUGCUCAGCCCUUAUUAGACAUCAGAGAAUCCACACCGGUGAGAAGCCUUAUGAAUGCAGCGAGUGUGGGAAAACCUUCGCUCAGAACUCAAACCUCACUACUCAUUGGAGGAUCCACACGGGGGAGAAACCCUACGAAUGCGGCGAGUGCGGGAAAAGAUUCGCUCAGAGCUCAGAACUUACAGCGCAUCACAGAAGCCACACGGGUGAGAGACCCUAUGAAUGCAGCGAGUGCGGGCAAAGAUUCACUCAGAGCUCAGCACUUACAGUGCAUCACAGAAUCCACACGGGAGAGAAACCCUACGAAUGCGGCGAGUGUGGGAAAACCUUCGCUCGGAGCUCAGAACUUACAGUGCAUCACAGAAACCACACGGGUGAGAGACCCUAUGAAUGCGGCGAGUGUGGGAAAACCUUCGCUCGGAGCUCAGACCUGACGAUGCAUCAGAGAAUCCACACAAGAGAGAGACCCUGUGAAUGCAGCGAGUGUGGGACAAAUUUCAGUGGCAGCUCGGCCUUUCUUCAACAUCAGAGAAUCCAUGUUUGCCACGAAUGCGGGAAAACCUUCGCUCAGAGCUCAGUCCUGACUACGCACCAGAGAAUCCACACAGGGGACAGGCCCUACAAAUGCAGCGAGUGCGGGAAAACCUUCGCUCACAGCUCAAACUUCAUUCAGCAUCAGAGAAUCCACACGGAGGAGAAACCUUACAAGUGUGGUGAGUGCGGGAGAGGCUUCACUCAGCGCUCGAGCCUCCCUACGCAUCAGCUAAUCCACACGAAGGAAAAGCCCUACGGAUGCUUUGAGUGCGGGAAAGACUUCACUAACCGAUCAGGCCUUGUUAACCAUCAGCGAACCCACACAGGGGAGAAACCGUAUGAAUGCCUUGAGUGCGGGAAAAGCUUCGCUCACAGCUCAGCCCUCAUUGUACAUUGGAGAAUCCACACAGGGGAGAGGCCCUAUGAAUGCCUUGAGUGUGGGAAAUGCUUCACUAGCAGCUCAAACCUUUCUACACAUCAGAAAACCCACACAGGAGAGAAGCCCUACGAAUGCCGGGAGUGUGGGAAGAGCUUCGCUAGCAGCUCAGCCCUUUCUAAACAUCAGAAAACCCACACAGGAGAGAAGCCCUACGAAUGCCGGGAGUGUGGGAAGAGCUUCGCUAGCAGCUCACAGUUUUGUGAACAUCAGAGAAUGCACACAGGGGAGCGGCCCUAUAGAUGCCGUGAGUGCGGGAAAAGCUACAUUAGCAGCUCAGCCCUUCGUCACCAUCAGAGAAUCCACACAGGAGAGAGGCCCUAUAGAUGCCGUGAGUGCGGGAAAAGCUACCUUGGCAGCUCAGCCCUUCAUUACCAUCAGAGAAUCCACACAGGGGAGAGGCCCUAUAGAUGCCGUGAGUGCGGGAAAAGCUAUAGUAGCAGCUCAGCCCUUCGUUACCAUCAGAGAAUCCACACAGGCGAGCGGCCCUAUCAGUGUUGUGAGUGUGGGAAAAGCUUCACCCAGAGCUCACAACUUUCGACACAUCAGACAAUGCACGCGGCAGAGACACCCUCCGAAGGCCGGGAGUGCGGGAAAACCUUUAGUUGCUGCUCAGCCCUUAUUAAACAUCAGAGAAUCCACACGGGUGAGAAACCUUAUGAAUGCAGCAAGUGCGGGAAAACCUUCACUCAGAACUCAAACCUCAUUAGACAUCAGAGGAUCCACACGGGGGAGAAACCCUACGAGUGCGGUGAGUGCGGGAAAAGCUUCACUCACAACUCAAACCUUCUUGUCCACCAGAGACUCCACACGGGCGAGAAACCCUACCGAUGCGGCGAGUGCGGGAAAAGAUUCACCCACAGCUCAGAACUUACCACGCACCAGAGAAUCCACACCGGGGAGAAGCCCUAUCGGUGCUGCGAGUGCGGGAAACGCUUCACGGCCAGCUCAGCGCUCAUUACGCACCAGAGAAUCCACACCGGGGAGAGGCCCUAUGAAUGCUGCGAGUGCGGGAAAAGCUUCGCUGUCUGCUCAGCGCUCAUUACGCACCAUAGAGUCCACACAGGAGAGAGACCCUAUGAAUGCUGCGAGUGUGGGACAAACUUCAGUGACAGCUCAGCCUUCCUUCAGCACCAGCGAAUCCACACGGGAGAGAGACCCUACGUAUGCUGCGAGUGCGGGAAAAGCUUCACUCGCAGCUCAGACCUCACUACGCAUCAGAGGAUCCACACGGGAGAGAGGCCCUACGAGUGCGGCGAGUGCGGGAAAAGCUUCACUCAGAACUCAAACCUCAUCGCGCACCAGAGAAUCCACGCAGCCGAGAAGCCCUACGGAUGCGGCGAGUGCGGGAAAAGCUUCACGCGGAGCUCAAACCUCAUCGCGCAUCGGAGGAUCCACACAAAGGAAAAGCCCUAUGAAUGCUGUGAGUGCGGGAAAAGCUUCGCCGACAACUCGGCUCUUAUCACGCAUCAGAGGAUCCACACGGGGGAGAAACCCUACGGAUGCCGUGAGUGCGGGAAAACUUUCACUCAGAGCUCAAACCUCAUCGCACAUCGGAGGAUCCACACGGGGGAGAGGCCCUAUGAAUGCCGCGAGUGUGGGAAAAGCUUCACUCAGAGCUCACAACUUUCUACGCAUCAGAGAAUCCACACGGCAGAGACACCCUCCGAAUGCUAAAAGAAUGUGGAUGUGUUCGUGACUUCUCUAAAAACACCCACGCCCAAAGCUGAACCUCAGUAAUGGUUUUGCUCAUUCCCGCGUGGGAACCGUGACGGCGGCUUGAACUCUCCGUUUAUCCCGCGCUCGGUCCAGGCGAGGGGCCGUUUGCGGUUUGUCCGGUCACGGCGCGGACCUGACUGUCCUUUCUAUCAACUCCAUUGCCCCACGAGUCAUGGGAGUGGGUCCCUCUUGCCACACAGCUGGGAGCAUCGUAUUUAUACCCCUUCACUCCAAAUCCUGCUCCCCCUUCACUCCCAACCUCUCCUCC
Mauremys reevesii (Reeves's turtle) is the source of this 3037-nucleotide messenger RNA. Its product is annotated as zinc finger protein 850-like. The record is from RefSeq and is a predicted model, not a curated record. Bases 1 to 2727 code for a protein of 908 amino acids. Lineage: Eukaryota; Metazoa; Chordata; Testudines; Geoemydidae. The transcript is spliced from 3 exons.